GCCGCGCGCGGGCCCGGCCCGGGGCGAGGCGGACAUGGGCGCCAAGCAGAGCGGCCCGGCCGCCGCUAACGGCCGCACCCGCGCCUACUCGGGCUCGGAUGUGCCUUCCAGCAGCAGCAGCAGCGGCGGGGUCAACGGAACGGCGGGCGGCGGCGGAGCUCGGGCCGCGGCCGCGGCCAGGUUUCCGGCUCAGGUGCCCGGCGCGCACCAGCCCAGCGCCUCGGGCGGCGCCGCGGCGGCCUCGGCGGCCCCGGCGGCCCCUCGGAGCCGCUCCCUCGGCGGGGCCGUGGGCAGCGUGGCGUCGGGGGCCCGCGCGGCGCAGUCCUCCUUCAACAUCCCCAACAGCAGCAGCGGCCCGUACGGCUCGCAGGACUCGGUGCACAGCAGCCCGGAGGACGGCGGCGGCGGCGGCGGCGGCAGCGGCAGGGACCGGCCGGCGGGCGGGGGCCCCGGCGGGCCGCGCCUGGUGAUCGGCUCCUUACCAGCCCACCUCUCGCCGCACAUGUUCGGAGGAUUUAAGUGCCCUGUAUGCUCAAAAUUUGUACCAUCAGAUGAAAUGGAUUUGCAUCUUGUGAUGUGUUUAACAAAGCCAAGAAUAACCUAUAAUGAGGAUGUACUGAGUAAAGAUGCUGGGGAAUGUGCAAUAUGUCUUGAAGAACUGCAGCAGGGAGAUACUAUAGCACGGCUGCCUUGUCUAUGCAUAUAUCAUAAAGGGUGUAUAGAUGAAUGGUUUGAAGUAAAUAGAUCUUGCCCUGAGCACCCUUCGGAUUAAACAUUGAUUCCUGUUUUAUAGGUUUUCUUGUCUUUUCAAGAUACUUGAAAAAUCGAGAGGAUAUGAGAAUCUGUCUCUGGAUACACAGAAGCCUGAGUUCUGUGAGAUGUGGUGAUACAGAGAUGGACAGCGUGCGGGAGAGCAGUGCUGUCGCACACAGAUGGCACACUUAGCACAGAACUCAGAGCACCAGACCCACAGAGAAAGGACACACAGGGAUUCUGAAAAUGCUGCACCUCCCUUACUGGUCAUCCACAUAGGUACACCGAGGAACAUUUUGUAUUCCGACGCCAAAGUUAACUGCUUUAAAAGUUGAUUUACUUUUUAUUAAGUUCUCUAGAGCUGCGCAACUCAUUGUGUUAUGGUUUGUUCUCCUUUUCUAGUUUGGGGUCUCUAUUUUCCCCGGUGUAAUGUUUCUUCAUUCAUCUAUUCUUAAAUUGAAAACCACAUAAUUCUCAUAAAUUAAAGUCUUAAAUGUGAAACCAAGAAAUGUAAUCAAGCAGUAAAACGUUCUCUGAAUGAAGACUAUGAUCUCAAGUUCUUCCAUUUUCCCCCCCAAGAGUGGAAAAUAGACUUCUACAUAGGAAAGCUAAAAUAUGUUAAUAUUUUUAAAUUAAAGGUUUAAUAUUAUCAGAAUGUAGUCCAAAGAGUAAAUCAAAUUACAUAAUUACAUCUUAAUUAAAUGUGGCAUUGUCUACUGAACUGCAGUUUAUGAAAUAUGUCGUUUCUUCUUAAAUGAAACUGCCCAGCAGUUACUCAGCAGUGAAUCAUCUUGCAGCUAUGCAACUGUUUCAGAAAUAUGAAUUACCAGUUUUAAGUACUGCCAGAUAGAGUAACUUUGUUUUAACGGGUAUCUUUUGUUUAUUCUUUUCAUGUAAUUAUUUUAUUGUACUUUGCAUCUCCAGGCAGUUUUCUCAAAUUUGGGUCAAGUGUUUAGCAGUUUGUAAACAUAAUAGCUUAUGAAAGGGUAAACUAAAACUUUCUGGGGUAGAGCCUGGAAUAAUUUGAGGGAUAUUUUAUAUACCUUUAAAAAUCAGAAUUGUGAUGCCAGAUUUGUAGCAAUUUGCAUCUUUAAUUUUCCAGAUACUCUGGAGAUUAGCAUUUGAUAAAUGAUUUUUAAAGCAAACAUGAUAAUUUUGUUAAUUUAUAAUUUAUUAAUGUGUUAUUACUGUAAUUGAAAAUGUUAUAAAGACUUUAAAUUCAGUCAUAUAGAAAGAAAUGUAUUAAGCAAAAUUAUGUGAAUAAAUAUUCCCAUAAAAUAUAUCUGAAUGGUUAAAAAUACUGGAAGAGAGCUAUCAAGGCUACAAUAGUGAAUGUGUUUUUCUUUUCUUUUUUUUUUUUUAAAUAUCAAAAAUACCAGUAAGAAAGUUUGGUGUUUUCAACAUAGGGAAAAUGUUAUCAGUUAUUAGGCAGUGCACUUUACUUGGUAUAAUUGAAAGUUGCACUAUUUCCUUAAUUUAAGCUUUCUUUUAUGUAUUUAAGUAUUGCUUUUUUAUUUAAUGCUGCUCUUCUCUGAAUUUUUUUCUCUAUUGCUUCUGUUUCAUAUUUUUUACAAGGGCAAGUACAGGAGCAACUGCUGCUACCCAUAAAAAUUUGUGUAUUAUUAAUAAUUAAAAGAAUUUUUAAUUGCUUUCUGUGUGAUUUGAGACUGGAUAACAUUUUCCCUAAGGCUACGCUGUGAAAUGCCUUUUGUCAAUGCUGCAAUUGCUAAGUGAAUCCAAGACCUCCAUUGUGACAGCUGACAGCACAGUUUCCAUAGGUGCUUCUCGAGUAGUUAUGGAAAAUAUUCUUCCCUCGAGGGAAAUAGUCUUUCCUUCGAUUCUUUCUGUUACCAUGAAAUCUUAAUUUGAAUCCAUUUUAUUUCACACUUUGAAUUUUGUGAGCUUUCACGCUCUUCCCUCCCUUGAGUAAAAGCUCUUAGGAUGUAAAUAACCGAUUUGUUUUCUACUGUUGGUAUGUUAUUGUGAUCAUGAUAAUUUUGUUGUCUUUCUUUCUUAAAAGACGUUUAUUACAGCUGUGGUAAUCAGCUAUUUCUGUUCUCCUGGGAGUUGAUUUUCUGCUACAGUUUUUGACGUGUGUUGGCUUAAGUUCACCUUUUCUUCUUUGUUUUCUCUCAGUCUUCCUAGAUUAGCCUCUCAUAAGCUUCUGUGCUGUGGCUGCUACAAUAGAAGCUCCUCUGGUUUUAGAGAAAGUUCAGCAUUUGUCAGUUGCUACUUGAUUAUUAUAUUUGUCUCAAACAGUAUUUACUUAAAUCUGUUUAGAACAAUCCUUUUUUUGUUAAAAUUUACAAGGUGGCAUUUUUACUUUAAAUUCCAUCUGCAAUGCCUUCCUAAAAAGAAUUUAGAAAAUGGAGAAAAAAAAAAAGUUUAUAAAGCCCAAGUGCUCCAAUUUUUAAUCACAGUCAUUAUUCUGGAAAAUAUUAUAAGUAGUAUUCUACUUAAUGUCACUUAUAAUAUUUGCAAAUCCAUAUACAGAUACAGAGUAGUGUAAGUAAGACAUAAAAUGUUAGAUUUUUAAAUAUUUAGCUGAAACUGUAGACAACUAAAUAUUAUGGAGACAUAAUAAAGAUUGAAAGCUUUGAUUUUCAAGUGGGUAUGGCUUUCUAGAAUCUUUCUAAGUACUCUUCAUAUGAGAUCACCUGAGCGUGUAUGGAAAGCAAUAUGUUCUCAAAUUUCAUUUUUGUGCCACUCUGCUUCUGUAGUGGACUGAUCACCAGUUUUGACUCGUCUUUCUUGGUAGGGCACUUUGUAAAAUUUGCCCUUGCCAGAAUGUUCAAGAGACAGUAAAAUUAUACUCUUACUUUUGGCUGCUUGCCAGAGAAAUAGAGUAAGUUUGGUCUUAAUAUAUGUUUCUCAGAUUUGGUUACAAAUCAGUUUAUAGAUUGUAUAUUAAGAGCAAUGUUUAUGGUUGCAAUAUUAAUAGUGGUUUUUAUAAUUGAUAUUUUGUGAUCACAAAGACAAGAUUUAAAGUUAUGUUAACUUUGCAUUACAUAUAGCUUUUGAUUUCUUAAUGCACAUCUUAUAUUUUAAAUGCUAUGCUGUUGCCUUUUUCACCCACCAGUCCAAAAAUGACUGACAGCCGCCUUGCGCACAUCUGCAGUGUGCAUCUCCUAAAGAAUGCAGUGAGUCAGUUCACACAAGUGGCCAAUUGCUUUGCAAAGCUUGUUUGGCUCACAGCUGUGUUUCUGUGUUUGGAUAUAGUAAAGUUUAAGGGCAGUCAUUAGAUAAUGAUACUAUAACAAGCAGUGGGGAUGUUCCUGUAAAUGAAAGACGAUAAAUUCCAUGUAAGUGUUACUUAGCUUCACGCACUGACUUAGAGAGUGAAAGAAGGGGAUUUUCCCAGCAGUGGGCUACAUUUGAACAAAGCAUGAGACUGCCUGAAACUUGAGAAUAAUUGAGUUAUCAUCUAAUUGACAUCCACACUAGGCAUUAAUGAUAUCUAAAGUAUUCUCAGAGGAAGCUUCCCUAUAAAUCAGAAUAUCAGAAACUAUUUAAAACUACAAAGAGGCCAGUGAUGCUUAUGUGAGUUAUAUGAGAACUACACUAUAGCUGCAGGAAAUCUUACAGUUCACUUGGGCCAUUUUCUUGCAAUUUUGAUUUAUCCUAAGAUGAACUCUGUGUGUACUGACAGUGAUUAGAUGUGAAGUAUCCCUUGUCUUAAUGUAUAGAUAUUUUUCUUAGUUAAAAAAAAUUCUAGCAUGCCAGUAUCUUAUCUUUGGCCCAUUCCCUGUUAUUUUAUUUUAUUUUUUUAGAAUUAUCCUUGCUGUGUUGUGAAUAGCAAUGGUUAAAUUAUAUCUACCAUCUUUCUCUGCCAUAUCUUCUCAUUUUGAAACUAAAUUGCUGCUUGGUCCACUCCUAAUAGCAUUCAUAUACAGGAACAGCUGGUAAAACUUUUGGUAAUAACUUACGCAGACAAUACUCUGAAUACCAGAUCUGUGAAUGGUAUACUUGAGCCAGGAAGCUGAAUAUUCUUUUUAUGGUCACAAAAUUCCAUUUUUAAAUGAGAAAUACCUUGUCUCCCAAGUCAGCUGAUUCUCUGUGGAAAGUAAAAGGCAUUAAAGAAAACCAAAUAUAGUAAUAUUUAGUUGUAGUUGAAAAUGCAGCAUUACAGUAGUUAAGGGAGUUGGUUAUUUUCAGAUGUUUAAGCUUUCAUUAAUUUUAGAUCAAUGAUUAAAAUAAGAUAGAUUUUUCAGCUGUUUAUUCCUAAUACUCAAAAGAACAGCAUGGCAUAAACUAACAUCCCAAAUGAAAAAAAUGGAUGUGACUUUGCAGUCUCUGUUUAUCAAUACUCUUUCUUAGCUCUGCCCUGCGCUGUGGAGCCACUGUCAGGGCCCAAGUCUUGGUGACAGAAGUAUCUAAAUUCUCCCAUACAAAUUCUUCAGGCCUUCCUUUUCUGACUUGGAUAUGUUGAACAGGUACUGGUGAUUUAUGUUUGACAGCUGUCUACCGUUAGUAAAGCUGGUGUCAGAAUUUUAAAAGAUGUAAUUGCCAAGUCAGUAGCAUUUUAAGUACCCGUGUGCAUAUAAUGCAGGUAGCAGACCCUGUGGGGAGAUGCAAAAGAGAUUUUAGUCUUAAGUGAUGACACACAUAAUCAGUUCAUACAUUUUAUUUCUUUGCAUUGUUUUUUUAAUUUGAGUUUCAUUGUUUGAAAGUCAUAAUAGAUAAUAAUAGUAAUAAUAGAUAAUUUCCUCUGUUGCUUUAUUCGUGGUUUCCAAAACACUUCUGUAAUUAUCUCUUAAUUUCUCCUAUUAGAAAGUAUUUUCCUGUUAAAUAAAAUAUCAAAAGCAUCAAUCACAAGAAACAGAAAAUGUAUCAGUAAUAACUUGUGCUAGUAUGUUCUAAACUGAAAUGGGACAAUUCAUUAUUGACAUUUUAAUAAAUAAAACUUCUAAAUGAUCUUGAUAAAUUAUCCCUUUUUUAGAUGUAGAAAAUAAAAGAAUACUUUGAAGGAA
This is a messenger RNA of Lepus europaeus (European hare), 5723 nucleotides long. It is a transcript of the gene ZNRF2, whose product is annotated as zinc and ring finger 2. The transcript is spliced from 5 exons. Bases 35 to 772 code for a protein of 245 amino acids. Lineage: Eukaryota; Metazoa; Chordata; Mammalia; Lagomorpha; Leporidae. The record is from RefSeq and is a predicted model, not a curated record.